UUUUUUGGAGGGGGUGGGGGGGAGUUGGGAUUCAUCUCAAUCUUCUAUAUAAUUCACCACUCUUCAUCAUUCACUCCUUCACCAUGGGAAACAUGAAGGUGCAUCAGUUGGCACGUGGAUUCUGGGAGCACGAACCAUCUCUCUCCCUUGGCUGUAAGCGCUUACGCCCUCUCGCUCCCAAGUUACAGCAGCACACCUCCUCCACUGAUACCGUCUCCUCUUUCGACCUUAAGAGCUUCAUUCGACCCGAAAGUGGCCCUAGAAAGCUUGGCCCCUCCGACCAGAAGCGAGAUUCUUCUCAGGUGGAAACGCACCCUGGUGGUACGCGAUGGAAUCCUACGCAAGAACAGAUAGGGAUUUUAGAGAUGCUGUAUAGAGGUGGGAUGCGAACUCCAAAUGCACAGCAAAUAGAAAAAAUCACUGCGCAGCUAGGGAAAUACGGCAAGAUCGAAGGCAAAAACGUUUUCUACUGGUUCCAAAACCACAAAGCACGCGAGAGACAGAAGAUGAAGCGCAACAGCCUUGGCCUUACCAAUUGUCCCAGAAACUCACCUCCCAUUAGUACCAUAACUUUGGAGACUAGGAUGGAAAUAAUGGAAAGAUCAGAUGAGGAUAGUCCAUAUAAGAGGAAGUGCAAGAGCUGGUCAUUUGAGUACUUGGAUGAACAAAGCAUAUCCCCAUGUAAAGAGCAGGAAAACAGAACUCUGGAGCUAUUCCCAUUGCACCCGGAAGGCAGAUGAAGGGUUUGAAAAUAAAACAAAUAGACCCAAACCAAAAAGAAGAAAAAAAGAAAGCUGUUAGAAAACCAAAACUCUGUUCCCAUUAUGAUCUGCUUUGAAGUAGAUGAUGAUGAUGAUAUGUGCUAGCUUUUUUCUUUCUUUUUUUUUCUUCUUUUGUUUCGGGAAAGAAGAAAGACAAAGUUGUCUCUCCUUAACUCUACUGCUUAUUAAUUCCUGACUUGAAACCAAA
Gossypium arboreum is the source of this 969-nucleotide messenger RNA. Its product is annotated as WUSCHEL-related homeobox 4-like. Gene Ontology annotation, cellular component: nucleus. Gene Ontology annotation, biological process: cell division; phloem or xylem histogenesis; procambium histogenesis. The transcript has 3 exons. Gene Ontology annotation, molecular function: DNA binding; DNA-binding transcription factor activity. Lineage: Eukaryota; Viridiplantae; Streptophyta; Magnoliopsida; Malvales; Malvaceae. The record is from RefSeq and is a predicted model, not a curated record. Bases 84 to 740 code for a protein of 218 amino acids.